Molecule: messenger RNA, 2573 nt
Organism: Mytilus californianus (California mussel)
Lineage: Eukaryota; Metazoa; Mollusca; Bivalvia; Mytilida; Mytilidae
Exons: 1
Coding region: 294-2573 (759 amino acids)
Source: RefSeq, a predicted model, not a curated record
CUAACAAGAUCCAGCAAAUCUUGACAGCCCAGGAUAACCUUGUUAAAGCCUGCACAAAUUAUCGUAGGCUCACAGAUGAGUACCUGGACUUUCUGAAAAGGACCAGAACAUUGGACAGUCAAAAAGACAUAGACGCAUGCAAUCUCACAUUGGAUAUUCGUCUGUCCAAAGUGGACCAUGCCCUAGAAACAUUGCACGAACAUCGGCUCGACCUGACAAAGGCUAAAUCUACUAAAACAAAGACCUCAAAAAGUAAGAAAACCUCACAUAGUGGUAGCUCUAACGUGUCUGACAUGUCAAGCCUAGCACGGAGGAAGCGUGCCAAAGCAGAGGCCGCUAAAUCAAAAAUAGCCUUUGUCGAACAACAUGCACUUAUCCUACAACAGGAGGCAAUGUUAGAGGAACAAGCCCUGUUCAGACAAACUGAAAUGGAACAGGGAGCAGCACAAAAAAAGGCUGAAAUGGAACAGGAAGCCACACGCAAAAAGGCUGAAAUGGAGCAUGAAGCAGAGCAAGAGGCCAUACGCAGGAAAGCACAAAUUAAACAGGAGGCCGCACGUGUCAGCCGGGAAAAAACCGAGCUGAAAGCCAAGUUAAACCUUCUAGAAGCACAGAAAGAAGCUGCAGCCGCAGAAGCCGAGGCUCGUAUCCUAGAGUACGAUGACAGCCAAGCGCUAGACGAUCUCCCUAAAGAGACGGAAGACCCGCUCCAACGUGUGCAAGACUUUGUUAAUAAACAUCCUGAACCAACCGCCAUACAGGAAGCGACAGCCCCUCAACAGAAAAAACAAACGUCUGUUAAGAUUGAGUUAAGUCAUGAAGCGCCAGACUUCGUGCCCUCCGUGGCAUUGAACCUGCCAUCACAGACACCUGCGGUCUUGCCUACACAUGCUAAGUCACCGGAAGUUAAUGUAUUCCCAGAUCUGGGAACAAUAACUGGCAUAGGAAAACAGGGCGUUUCAGAAGAGAUCCCUGUUGCAUACCAAAAACAGGGUGUUACAGAAGAGAUCCCUGUUGCACACCAGCAACAAAUCAACCCUACGUCGGAGAUAACCAGAUUUCUCCUACGCAAGGACCUGCUGUUCUCCCGGCUAACAAGCUUUAAUGACCGGGCAGAAUCUUUCCAUUCAUGGAAAGCCAGCUUUAAAAACGUGACAGACGAGUUACAAGUUUCUGACUCGGAACAUAUUGAUCUUCUGAUCAAGUGGCUCGGUCCAGAGUCUGCUAAACAUGCCAUUAGCAUAAGAGCGUCGAACGCCAAUAACCCUACAAAAGGCAUACAGAGACUAUGGAAGAGGCUUGACGAGCGGUAUGGUGCUCCAGAAAUGUUGGAGGCCUCACUCAUGAGUAAACUUGCCAAAUUCCCAACCUUGACGAAUAAGGACAACGCACGUCUCUAUGAACUGUCUGACAUUCUAUCAGAAAUACAAUAUCACAAGGAAAAUCCCAAGCUGGGAUGUUUGUUAGCAUAUUUUGACUCUUCGUCCGGGAUAAAUCCUAUUGUUGAAAAAUUACCAUACGGACUCCAAGAAAAGUGGAUAACAAGGGCUACAAGAUACAAGUCUAAAUAUGAAGUUGCCUUUCCACCUUUCACAGAAUUCUCUGCUUUCAUCAGGGAAAUUAGCAAAACAAAGAAUGAUCCUGGGUUCAUCUUUGGGUCAAAAGCCACACCAAAUACAAAAGGUGCUGCGCCAAGGUUCACGUCUCACCCCAAGACUAAAGUUGGUGCUCAUAAGACAGCGGUUGAGCAGCAAUCUAGAGACGCCAGCAAACAAGGUCUUUGUAUUCUGCACAAUACAAAGCAUUCCUUAAAUGAAUGUCGAGCGUUCCGAGCCAAGUCAAUAGAGGAACGCAAAGGGCUUUUGAAACAAAACAAUGUCUGUUAUAAGUGUUGCGAUUCCACCACGCACAGAAGCCGGGAAUGUAAUGCACGCAUAAGUUGUAAAGAAUGUGGAAGUAAACAACACACUACCGCACUUCACAUUACUAGACCACAGCAACCUGCAAGUUCUCAGUCUAGCUCGCCCAAGCAAGCCUAUAGCGGGGAGCCUACAGAAUCGGCUGAAACUAAGUCAACCUCAGUUAAUUCUACCUGUACCGAGAUUUGCAAGGAUAUAUAUAGCGGGAAAUCUUGUGCUAAAAUACUACCUGUGAAUGUUUAUCACAAGAAUAACCAGGACAAAGUUAUCCGGAUGUACGCCAUCAUUGACGAUCAAAGCAACCGGUCACUAGCAUCGCCCGAAUUCUUCAAUCUUUUCGACGUAAAACACAAACCGGAGAAUUAUACCUUAUCAACAUGCUCCGGCAGAGUAGUCACUUCCGGGAAAAGAGGAAGAGGUUUUGUCAUGGAAUCAAUAAAUGGAAAUGACAAAUUUGACCUGCCGGUACUGAUAGAAUGUGAUGAUAUUCCCAAUAAUAGGGACGAAAUACCUACUCCUGAAGUCACAAUGCAUCACCCUCAUUUAAAAGAACUUAGAGGUAGCAUUCCACCGAUAGAGGAAAAUUGCCAAAUUCUUCUCUUAAUUGGCAGAGACCUUAUAGAGGCACACCACGUCCUUGACCAGCGCAUAUAG